UUGAUUGUGCAUUAGGGAAAAUGGCCGCCUCCACGGGCAGUAGUAAAGGUGCUGCUCUUUCUAAAGCGGACUAUCUGAAACGUUAUUUGUCAGAAAAUGAAGAUUCGAAGAAAUCUAAAGCAAAGAAAGUUAAAAAGAAACGCGUUCUACAGCCUGGAAAAGGGAUGAAAAUUGUGGAUGACGAUGUGGACUGGAGGCAAUUGGAUGACGACAACGAUGAAGAGAAACAGAAGAAGAUUGAGGAAGAUGAGGACGACGAAGCCCCCGUGGUUGCGGAAUUCAUAGACGAGCGUCCCGAAGAGGUGAGACUACUAGAAGCAUUUAGGACAAGCAACAAGUGGAGGACGCUGGGAGAUGACGAGUCAGCUUCGGUUGGCGAAUCUCAGGAAAACGAAGACUCCAUACCUAGAGGAGCACGUCAUGAUUCCCCAGACCUCUCUCCAAGUAGACCAGCGCGCCAUGAUUCCCCAGACAUCUCCCCACAGAGAAGGGCACGUCAUGAUUCACCAGACCUCUCACCACAGCAAAGAGCACGUCAUGAUUCUUCGUCACCUUCGCCCCCAAGGAAGAUUUCGAAGGGUUCCCCCUUGAGGAGUAAGAACAGAAACAGUAAAGAAGGGUCUUCACACUCCAAAAAAUCCAAAGGCAGUUCCAGAGAUCCUGACCUUUCACCGCCCCGCAAAAAGGGUCCAAACAGGAGGGCCUCCGACUCUGACCAGUCACCGCCAAGGAGACGUCCUCAAACCGGGCGAGGGUCAGACUCUGAUCUUUCUCCCCCAAGAAAGAAGAGGCAGGGUGGCCGUGGCUCUGAUUCGGACCUCUCCCCUCCACGGAGGCGACCGCAGGGUGGAGGAGGGUCCGACUCUGAUCUUUCUCCUCCUCGCCGACGUGCCUCCCCUGACUCACAGGCUCCACGGAUGUUGUCGGGCGGAGCUGCAGGUCUCGUAUCCGUGGAAACCCUAAGAAAGGAGCAAGAAGAGAUUCGACGGAGAGAAAAGCACAACAAACCUCUUGAAGAGGAAUCCCGUAAUGCGCAGACUGUGUUCCGAGACAAGUCGGGGAGAAAGCGGGACAUCGACGCUGAACGGCAGGAACAGAGCAGGAAGGCUGGGGAGAAGGCGGAGAAGGAUGAGAAAUAUGCUCAGUGGGGCAAAGGGUUGGUUCAGGGCCAGAUGCAGCAGCAGAAUGUGGAGGAUGCCCUGAGGGAGGCCCAUAAGCCCCUGGCCCGACACAGAGACGACGAGGACCUGGACCGAAUGCUGAGGGAGCAGGAGAGGGAUGGAGAUCCCAUGGCUGCCCUGCUGCGCAAGAAGAAAGCCAAGGAGAACAAGCUGAAAGGCAUUAAAGAGAAACCACGAUAUAGAGGACCAGCCCCACCCCCAAACCGCUUUAACAUCAUGCCCGGAUACCGCUGGGAUGGCGUGGACAGGUCCAACGGUUUUGAACAGAAGCGCUACAGUAGGAUGGCUGACAAGAAAGCCGUGCAGGACAUGGCGUACAAGUGGAGUGUGGAGGACAUGUAGAUGUCCACCAAGGACCAGCAGGGCCUGUGGCCCCCUCACGCUAGACUGGACGCUAGACUGGACACCGUGCUGCUGGGCUGUAGAACUCAGUCCUGUAGCCUUUGCACUGAUCUUUGGCUUUCUUUUUCACCAGAAAACAAACACUCAGAUGGUCUCAGACAACAACAGUGAGGCUGUUGUGAACCUAUUUGUCAACUUUAUUUCCUUUUCACAGUAAUUAAAUGUACUUUUUUAAUAUAUAAAUAUGCUUUAAAGUGUCAUCAUUUUGUGGUGAGCCAUUUAUUUAUCAGGAAUGAGGAAAUCAGAACAUUAUUGGGCCAUAGAGAUAGAUGCAGAUAGAUAUAAUAUUCUCAUAACACCUGCGAUCGUAGAUGCCCACUCUUCCCCACUAUAGACUAAAAAGGCCCUGCAACACUGUUGGUAGACAGGCCUUAUGUGUGGAAAAUUCACUCAUUCACAGCAUAAUGUACUAUAGGGAGUCACAUGGUGGCUAAUUAUUCACUAUACACUGAAGAAAAAAAAAAGAAUCGCUGAAUUUACUUGAUUUUAUCAUGUACAGCGGUUGCACAUGAAUGAAAUGUCUAGGUUUAACUGUUUCAUGCUGUGACAACCCAAUUUGAUCUAGUUAGAGUGAAAUUUAUGAAGUGACGUUUAUAAUGUAUUUGUC
Molecule: messenger RNA, 2190 nt
Organism: Sardina pilchardus (European sardine)
Lineage: Eukaryota; Metazoa; Chordata; Actinopteri; Clupeiformes; Clupeidae
Gene: bud13
Product: BUD13 homolog
Exons: 10
Coding region: 21-1523 (500 amino acids)
Biological process (GO): mRNA splicing, via spliceosome
Cellular component (GO): U2-type spliceosomal complex; RES complex
Molecular function (GO): RNA binding
Source: RefSeq, a predicted model, not a curated record